CUGUGCUCUGAGGCGGAUUACCGACGCAGACGCGUUCAACCUGUUCCAUCAAACAAGUCUUCAACUACAACUCGAGUUCGGGGAAUAGCGGCAACAAUUUGUGUGAUGAAUCUCACGCAAUUCGGAUCGCGUGCUUUAAGCCGCUUCUUCUAAAGACGGGCUGCUUUAUAUCGUAGUUAUAUUUUAGCUCAGUUUCAUCCUGCGCUUCGCCACUUCCAUUAGCAUUUCAUGGAAUUCAAAGUUGAAACCCUUGGAGAGAAUCAUGGUGCCGCGGGUGAAACUGCUUGUUGUUGUUGCAAGUCUUGUCAAUCUUGGAUUUUCUGGAGCCCCAACAGCACCACCAAAGAGAGCUAUAGUUAAAAACAACUCAGGUGUGACGCCAGCAGGGUUGUGUGGUUCUUGGGUCAAAGAACCUGACGGAGGGCUUUUCACAUCUCCUAAUUAUCCUGAAAAAUAUCCUCCUGACCGAGAAUGCAUAUACAUAAUUGAAGCUUCUCCAAGGCAAUGCAUUGACCUGUAUUUUGAUGAAAAGUAUGCGAUUGAGCCAUCGUGGGAGUGUAAGUUUGACCACAUUGAAGUCAGGGAUGGCCCCUUCAGCUUUUCUCCUAUUAUCGGCCGCUACUGUGGACAGGAGAGCCCGACCUAUGUUAGGUCCAGCGGACGAUACCUUUGGAUCAAAUUUGUGGCAGAUGGUGAAUUAGAAGCCACUGGAUUUUCCGCUCGGUACAAUUUCACCCAAGAUCCUGAUUUCAAAGACCUUGGAGUUCAACCACCUCUUCCUAUUUGUGAAUUUGAGAUGAGCGGGCCAGAGGGUAUUGUGGAGUCCGUAAUGGUUACGAAAGAGGGCAAAGCGUUGCAGACAGAGGCCGUAGACUGCAGGUGGUUCAUAAGAGCUCCUCCUGGCUCGAAGAUCUAUUUGCGUUUCCUGGAUUAUGAGAUGCAGAACUCGAACGAGUGCAAGCGAAACUUUGUGGCAGUGUAUGAUGGGAGCAGCUCGGUCGAACACCUGAAGAAUAAAUUCUGUAGCACGGUGGCCAAUGACGUGAUGCUGCUGACUUCAUUAGGUGUGAUUCGUAUGUGGGCCGACGAGACCAGCCGCAGGAGCCGAUUCCGUAUCCUCUUCACCACCUUCCACGAGCCUCCAUGUGAAGGAGAUGCUUUCUUCUGCCAUAGCAACAUGUGUAUUAACCACACACUGGUGUGCAAUGGUAUCCAAAACUGCGUCUAUCCUUGGGAUGAGAAUGGUUGCAAAGAGAAAAGAAAAGCCACUAUUCUGGACAGUCUCGACAACACUAAUGUGACCAUUAUUGGUGUGACCUGCGGAGUGGUGAUUAUCCUGCUCACCGUGUCCAUAAUCAUCCAAAUAAAACAGCCACGGAAGAAGUACAUAAUCCGCAGAGAUGAAUUCGAUCCCACGUUGCUGCACGAGGCCUUCGAACCCCCCCACUACGAGCUGUGCACGUUACGGCAAGCAGCCUCAUCCGAUGGUGAUGUUUUACCUGACGACUUCCCCAAACUGCAGCGCACCUCCUCCAAAUGCAUCCACGGCCAUCACUGUGGCUCUCAGGUGUCCAGCACUCGAGGCAGCCGCAGCGAUCUCAGCCUGAGAGAUGCUGCAGCUAUUCUCUCAGAGAUGGAGCCAACCAUACAGCCUCCAUUUCCUCUGCAAGCCACCCCUACUGGCCGCAGGAAUAUCCUAGUGAUGAAGCACAGCUACUCGCACGAUGGAGCUGAGGAGUGCGACCUGGAUGAUGAACUUUAUGACGGGCCCACCACCAGCCGUGGGCGAGCUGCUAUGGACAGAACUGUGCAUCGGUCAGUAUCCAAUGACUUUUAAUGGUUUUCCAUACAUUUCAGCCCAGCUUUUGGGCAGAUUACUUUCUUUAUUGUCCUUUUUGUCUCUGUUUUAUUUGUAACAGUCAUGCGCUUGUUUAUUAUGUUUGGUUACAGACAAAAUUACCUUGUCUAGUCACUCCAUUUUCACCGUUUUGUAUCCAUAAUGGAUUAUGGAUGCAUUAAAUGGAUAUGUGAACCAUAAAACUGUAUUCCUGUCAGUUUUAUUUUCCUGUUUUGUAUGUGACUAGUCCUGGGCUGUCUAGUCCAUAUAAAUCGAUGACUGUUAUGCACUUUUGUUUGAAUCCUAAUAUUGAGACAUUAUAUUAGGACACUCAGUCAUUGCAUAUGUUUGAUUUAAAUAUUUUGAUUCAUGCUGUUUGGUGUGGUUAUUAUUUAAAACAUUACAUAAAACAUGUCAUUACUGCUAUGGCUAUUUUCAUCUUUGCGUUUUUUUAAUGUAGGACAGGCUUCCCUCUUUCCUCUAGGUUUUCAUUUAACUGUGUUUUACUUGUGAUUUAAUUUAUUUGUAUUUUCAUUGCUUUUAUGCCUAUGUGAGAGCAUUUAUGCUUCUUUUAUACUUUGUUACCCUUCAUAAUUCAGUAUUCAUUCUCACAUCGCAUUACUGAUAAAAUUACAAACAAGUUGUUGCUGUCUUAUUUUAUUGCAUUUUUAUUAUAAAAUUUAAAGUAGA
Messenger RNA from Puntigrus tetrazona (Sumatra barb), 2527 nucleotides. Its product is annotated as neuropilin and tolloid-like protein 1. The record is from RefSeq and is a predicted model, not a curated record. Gene Ontology annotation, molecular function: protein binding. NCBI's taxonomy places the organism in Eukaryota, Metazoa, Chordata, Actinopteri, Cypriniformes, Cyprinidae. Bases 263 to 1837 code for a protein of 524 amino acids. The transcript has 9 exons.